AUGGUCCCAAAGAAGCUCGCAGUGUUCGCGUCUUUGUUUGCAGCCGCGUUCGCUGUCGCUCUCCCCGUCGAUGGAUCAGGCCACACAGCAAAGCGAUUCAUAUACCAGAAGUAUACCGCUGAAGAGAGAGUCGACGCAGUUAUUCCCUCUGCCAACGAAGAAUUAGCGAAACAAUUCAUAUAUCAGAAGUACACAGCGGAGAAGAGCAGCGACCAGAUCGAGAAGUGA
Molecule: messenger RNA, 228 nt
Organism: Pleurotus ostreatus (oyster mushroom)
Lineage: Eukaryota; Fungi; Basidiomycota; Agaricomycetes; Agaricales; Pleurotaceae
Exons: 3
Coding region: 1-228 (75 amino acids)
Source: RefSeq, a predicted model, not a curated record